CAGGAACCGACCAGGGCUGGCCGACGGAAUUGCGUUGCCGCCGCGUCGAUCGCGGGCCGACAGAAUCGCCUCCCCCCGCGUCCAAGAUCGCAUGGCCAACUACGGAAAGCCCUCCCCGCCGGCGCCGCCGACCGACGACGACUUGGUUUUACAUGGCUUGCAGCAGCGGGGGACUGUGCGGCGCGUGUUCAUUAACAGCCAAGGUUCUUCAGAUCUGAGCCAACUUGUUGCUGACGUCGAGGACAGAAUCGCGAGUCGCCGCCGCCUUGAUAGCACGGCCACCCACAGGAUCCCGAGACGCCGCAGCCUUGAUCGCAUGACCAACUUGAGCUACCCGUCCCUGCCGCCCAGCCACUACCAUUGGGGCGCUCCAGGCUUUCCUCGGCCCGUGGUCAUUCCCAAGCAACUCCCUCCAGGCGAUGAACGUGCUUAUGUACACGAAUAUUAUCCUCCUACUCAGACCGUGCAGGGGCAGCACCAUCUACCUCACGAAGACGGAGCAACGAAGGUGGUAUGCCUGACCGAGAUGCUCUCGUCGCACCACCUCCUUGAGGACGACGAGUUUUACGGGCGCUUUUUGGAGGAUGUCGACGAAGAAGCAUGCGUGUUUAGCAACCUGGUGAAUGUGGUUGUCCCGCGGCCCGGCCCCAGCAAUGUCGAUCCGGUGGUCGCUGGAGUCGGGAGGGUCUUUUUGGAGUACUCGUGUCUUGACAGCUCGAAUCUUUGAAAGAUCGAGAUGGGCGGGAGAUGGUGGGAUGAGAAGCAAAUUGUUGCCUGGUUCUAUCCGGAGGACAAGUUUGCUGCCGGAGACUACGGCUACGAGCCUCCCACAAAUACUGCAUAGUUAGAUGGAUCUCGACCGAAAUCCUAUUAAUCCACCAUGCAUGUCAUGUCUGUCAACUGCGUAUAGUUUCUUAGUUGACAUCUUGUUCAUAAUGUUUCAAAGCAUUGUCAGAAAAAGUUGCUGCAAUCUCCAUACAAUACAAUACAUAUUCCGAUAUUCGCUUGCAA
Molecule: messenger RNA, 1011 nt
Organism: Triticum aestivum (bread wheat)
Lineage: Eukaryota; Viridiplantae; Streptophyta; Magnoliopsida; Poales; Poaceae
Exons: 2
Coding region: 92-727 (211 amino acids)
Source: RefSeq, a predicted model, not a curated record